GGACUCCCACUGCAGUGCUGAGGAGUCAGCCAUCUCUUAUGAUCCCAAAAGCCAGGGAGCAGCAUGGACAGAUCUUGGGCUGAUCGGGGGCCAAGGCUGCUCACCGUGCAAGGGAGGUGGCUCCCUGUGGCAUCCUGUGGCUUCUUCCUGCUCUCCAUAAUCAUGACUGGAUGUUUCCUGUGGCAGUACCAGAUCCCCAAGUUGGAGCCCAGCCUCUCUGGGAAGGGGGCAACGCCAGCCACAGUGAGGAUGUGUCCCCGGUAUCCGGAGCCCGUCCCCCUGGACCACCCACUUCCCAUCCUGAGGAAAGCACUGGAGAAGGUGGAUGAGGUUCUGUGCCAGGCCAGCGAGGCCGGACCGUCGCCCGGCCACACAGCCAUAUCCGCCAUCGUCACCUACAACGAUACGGUGCUCUGGACCGGGAACUUUGGGAAGAAGAACAGCUCGGACCCCUCUUCUGGACCCCCCAAUGAGUACACGGUGUACAGGAUCGCCAGCGUCUCCAAGCUCUUCCCCACGCUCAUGCUGUACCGGCUGUGGGAGGAAGGGAAGGUGCGCUCCCUGGACGACCCCCUGGAGCUCUAUGCCCAGAGCUUCUCCAUCAAGAACCCCCUGGGGGACUCACGAGACCCUGGACCCAGAGUCAGUGCUGACGGGCUGGGGUUCCGGCCCCUCCAGCCCUCACCCGUCACUCUCCGCAGAAUGGCCAGCCAACUCUCUGGGCUUCCCCGGAGGCUGCGCUCAACCACCCUACUGUGGCAGGGGACCACCCAAGACGCCCUGGCUCUCCUGAGGGACGAUGUUCUGGUGGCGGACCCAGGGACCAGCUGCCACUACAGCAACGUGGCCUUCUCCCUGCUGGCCCACGUGCUGGCCGACCACGCCGCCGAUGGCGACUUCCAGCGCUGGGUGUCCGAGCAUGUGCUGGGACCCUUGGGCAUGGAGGACACCGGCUUCGACCUCACUGCGCCGAUCCGGGCCCGGAUGGCCGCCGGCUUCUACGCCGGCGGGAGCCCAGCCCCGCUCUACGACCUGGGCUGGUACCGGCCCUCGGGCCAGAUGUUCUCCACGGCCGCAGACCUGGCCAAGCUGGCCAUGGCGUUUCUGGGAUCGUCUCCCCGGCGUCGGCUCUUGGCACCGGAUACCGUGAAGACCAUGCUGACCCCGCUGCUGGAGUGCUCCGGGGGCUACUUCGCCCAGCAGACGGGCACGCCCUGGGAGGUCAACGAACAGCGGGGCUACCGUGUGGUCCGGAAGGACGGCGACUUGGAUGGCUACGCGGCCACCUUCUCCCUUGUGCCCCGCCUGCGGCUGGGGCUGGUGGUGCUCCAAGCGGGGCCCCGGACCCCAGGGGAGGACCCGGUGACCCGGGCCUUCGACGCCCUCAUCCCUGCCAUGGAGACGGCCUUCCACGAGGCAGGGCGGCACCUGGAGCCGCCCCCCAGCCCCGCCCCCUACGUGGGCUACUACACGUUCUCCAACCUGACCUUCUAUGAGAUCCUGGUGGGCCCCGGGGGCGUGCUGCACCUGCGCCAGUUCGGGCCCCGUUUGGAGCGGCUGGUCCCUGCACCCUACCGCACCCUGAGGCUGCACCACCUGGCAGAGCGGGUCUUCCAGCUGGCCUUCGAUGGCACCUUUCCCUGCUCCCUGCCCCUGGACCCGGCUGCGGGAGCAGUGGGGGCAGCCUCUCUCUCCCUGGAGAGCCAGGAUCGGCAACUUUGCAACUUCUAUCCCUUUGACCACCAGGGCCUCUCGCCUGGCUUCGACGCCCCGGGGCUCAACACCUACCAGGUGCUGCGCCUCUCCCGAAAGCCCAUCUUCCCUGCCUAGCUUGCCACUUGGUCCCCUGCUCUGGCCUCUCCUGCCACCUGACUCCUCACCAGCUCUCAAUGGUGGGGAGGAGUCAGAGCCCAGGGCGUCCCCCUCGACCCCGGAUCUCCAAACAUAUCCUCCCCCCACCAUACCACCCCCACCUCCCUGGUGUAGCCAUCUGGCCUCCACUGAGGGCAGCAGGCAAUGCCAUAUAGGUGCCCUCUUGUUUCCCAUCUGAUGGUGCCAUGGAGGUGCCAGGUCACCAGAAGGAAGGAUGUUAAGGGGGCUAUCUGGAACCCUGCUCCUCAGGAAGGUGGCAGGGAAGGGGCCAGAGUAACUUGGGGGCCAUGGCAGCCCCAGGGAGAGGAAUGACUGACUGUUGGGGGCUGGGACUCAAGGCCAGGAUCUCCACACUUCUUAUUCCUCCUAGGCUAGGGAGGGAAAUGGCAGGGCUUGGAGUAGUGGGGGAUAGGGAGGAAGAGCAGGGCUAUUUUGGGGGAGCAUGGGCAGGUGGCCUGAGGAGUCCUAGCUGCAGGGAAUGGGAUGGCUGUGGGGAAGGUGGGGAUGGGAGGUCUCUGGUCACUCCCCAGGAGCUUGGAGUGGGCUCUGGAUGGACAAUGGGGAUGGAAACUGAGCAAGCUCGAGGCACAGGAGAACCCAGGCUCCUCAGUCCCCGUCACCAAUGAGUGUGCCCUGUCAUUAGUAUGGUAGUGGCUCUGGUGGUCACUGAAAGAAGUUGGUGAGUGGGCAGGUGGGCAGGCCUCCCACAGCCUCUCCAGGUCCCCCACCCUCCGCAGGCAUGAGUAGUUUCUGCUCCUCCCCCUCCACAUCCACCUUUGUAUUCCUUUUUGCCCCUCUGUUAAUAAUAAUAAUGAUGAUGGUAUUUGUUAAGCUCUUACUACGUGCAAAGCACGGUUCU
Molecule: messenger RNA, 2731 nt
Organism: Ornithorhynchus anatinus (platypus)
Lineage: Eukaryota; Metazoa; Chordata; Mammalia; Monotremata; Ornithorhynchidae
Gene: LACTBL1
Product: lactamase beta like 1
Exons: 7
Coding region: 64-1830 (588 amino acids)
Source: RefSeq, a predicted model, not a curated record